Molecule: messenger RNA, 3788 nt
Organism: Mustela erminea (ermine)
Lineage: Eukaryota; Metazoa; Chordata; Mammalia; Carnivora; Mustelidae
Gene: ATP2C1
Product: ATPase secretory pathway Ca2+ transporting 1
Exons: 28
Coding region: 330-3257 (975 amino acids)
Biological process (GO): calcium ion transmembrane transport; intracellular calcium ion homeostasis; manganese ion transport
Cellular component (GO): plasma membrane; Golgi membrane; endoplasmic reticulum
Molecular function (GO): ATP binding; ATP hydrolysis activity; P-type calcium transporter activity
Source: RefSeq, a predicted model, not a curated record
AGAACGCUGUUGCUAGAAAUAGGACAAUCGCAUCACUACCACUAAGCAAUUUGCAUUCUGUGGACCAGCCCCUAAAUUCCUCCCGGCUCCUUCUGCCCUUUGGGCUUUGCAUUUCUGGACGCUCUUAGAUGGUGGGUGCUCGAACUUAGCUGUCUGGUUUCAUCAAGGACCCUACCCAAAAGAGGAAGCAGCAAGAAAAUUUGCUUUGUUUGCAGGAAACUGAUCGAGCUACAAGCAAAUUUUAGACAUCUGAGGAAUUGUGAAGCUUCUCGACUUCAUAUGGUUGCUGACAGGGUGGGGCAGACAAGAACCUUCUUACUUUCCUCACCAUGGAUAAUCUGUUGCCUCAGUCUCGAUUCUCUUAUUUCAAAAAAUAUCCUCUCCAUGCAAUUAGGAAAUAUCUAUCGAUGCUGAGAAACCAAAAAGCUGAAGAACAGGUUGCACGUUUUCAAAAAAUUCCUAAUGGUGAAAAUGAGACAAUGAUUCCUGUAUUGACAUCAAAAAAAGCAAGUGAAUUACCAGUCAGUGAAGUUGCAAGCAUUCUCCAAGCUGAUCUUCAGAAUGGUCUAAACAAAUGUGAAGUAAGUCAUAGGCGAGCCUUCCAUGGCUGGAAUGAGUUUGAUAUCAGUGAAGAUGAGCCACUAUGGAAGAAGUAUAUUUCUCAGUUUAAAAAUCCCCUUAUUAUGCUGCUUCUGGCUUCUGCAGUCAUCAGUGUUUUAAUGCAUCAGUUUGAUGAUGCUGUCAGUAUCACUGUGGCAAUACUUAUCGUCGUCACGGUUGCCUUUGUUCAGGAAUAUCGUUCAGAAAAAUCUCUUGAAGAACUGAGUAAACUUAUGCCACCAGAAUGCCAUUGUGUACGUGAAGGAAAAUUGGAACAUACACUUGCUCGAGACCUGGUUCCAGGUGAUACAGUUUGCCUUUCUGUUGGGGACAGAGUUCCUGCUGAUUUACGCUUGUUUGAGGCUGUGGAUCUUUCCAUUGAUGAGUCCAGCUUAACAGGAGAGACAACACCUUGUUCUAAAGUGACUGCUCCUCAGCCGGCUGCAACUAAUGGGGAUCUUGCAUCAAGAAGUAACAUUGCCUUCAUGGGAACCCUAGUCAGAUGUGGCAAAGCAAAGGGUAUUGUCAUUGGAACAGGAGAAAAUUCUGAAUUUGGAGAGGUUUUUAAAAUGAUGCAAGCAGAAGAAGCACCAAAAACCCCUCUGCAGAAGAGCAUGGACCUUUUAGGAAAACAACUUUCCUUUUAUUCCUUUGGUAUAAUAGGUAUCAUCAUGUUGGUUGGCUGGUUACUAGGAAAAGAUAUCCUGGAAAUGUUUACUAUUAGUGUAAGUUUGGCUGUGGCAGCAAUUCCUGAGGGUCUUCCGAUUGUGGUCACAGUGACUCUGGCCCUUGGUGUUAUGAGAAUGGUGAAGAAGAGGGCCAUUGUGAAAAAACUGCCUAUUGUUGAAACUCUGGGCUGUUGUAAUGUGAUUUGUUCGGAUAAAACUGGAACACUGACAAAGAAUGAAAUGACUGUUACUCACAUAUUUACUUCGGAUGGUCUGCAUGCUGAGGUUACUGGUGUUGGCUACAAUCCAUUUGGAGAAGUGAUUGUUGAUGGUGAUGUUGUUCAUGGAUUCUAUAACCCAGCUGUUAGCAGAAUUGUUGAGGCGGGCUGUGUAUGCAAUGAUGCCGUAAUUAGAAACAACACUCUAAUGGGGAAGCCAACGGAAGGAGCCUUAAUUGCUCUGGCAAUGAAGAUGGGUCUUGACGGACUUCAACAGGACUAUAUCAGAAAAGCUGAAUAUCCUUUUAGCUCUGAGCAAAAGUGGAUGGCUGUUAAGUGUGUACACCGAACUCAGCAGGAUGGACCUGAGAUUUGUUUUAUGAAGGGUGCUUAUGAACAAGUGAUUAAGUAUUGUACUACAUACUAUAGCAAAGGGCAAACUGUGACACUUACCCAGCAGCAGAGAGAUCUCUACCAACAAGAGAAGGCACGUAUGGGCUCUGCAGGACUCCGAGUUCUUGCUUUAGCUUCUGGUCCUGAACUGGGACAGCUGGCAUUUCUUGGCCUGGUGGGAAUCAUUGAUCCUCCUAGAACUGGUGUGAAAGAAGCUGUUACAACACUCAUUGCCUCAGGAGUAUCUAUAAAAAUGAUUACUGGAGACUCACAGGAGACUGCCAUUGCAAUCGCUAGUCGUCUGGGAUUGUAUUCCAAAACUUCCCAGUCAGUCUCUGGAGAAGAAAUAGAUGCAAUGGAUGUCCAGCAGCUUUCACAAAUAGUACCAAAGGUUGCGGUAUUUUACAGAGCUAGUCCAAGGCACAAGAUGAAAAUUAUUAAGUCUCUACAAAAGAAUGGGUCGGUUGUAGCCAUGACGGGAGAUGGAGUCAAUGAUGCAGUUGCUCUGAAGGCUGCAGACAUUGGAGUUGCAAUGGGUCAGACUGGCACAGAUGUUUGCAAAGAGGCAGCAGACAUGAUCCUUGUGGAUGAUGAUUUCCAAACCAUAAUGUCUGCAAUUGAAGAGGGUAAAGGGAUUUAUAAUAACAUUAAAAAUUUUGUUAGAUUCCAACUGAGCACGAGUAUAGCAGCAUUAACUUUAAUCUCAUUGGCUACAUUAAUGAACUUUCCUAAUCCUCUCAAUGCCAUGCAGAUUUUAUGGAUCAAUAUAAUUAUGGAUGGACCUCCAGCUCAGAGCCUUGGAGUAGAGCCGGUGGAUAAAGAUGUCAUUCGUAAGCCGCCACGCAACUGGAAGGACAGCAUUUUGACCAAAAACCUGAUACUUAAAAUACUUGUUUCAUCAAUAAUCAUUGUUUGUGGGACUUUGUUUGUCUUCUGGCGGGAGCUACGAGACAAUGUGAUAACCCCUCGAGACACGACAAUGACCUUCACAUGCUUUGUGUUUUUCGAUAUGUUCAAUGCACUAAGUUCUAGAUCCCAGACCAAGUCUGUAUUUGAGAUUGGACUCUGCAGUAAUAAAAUGUUUUGCUACGCAGUUCUUGGAUCCAUCAUGGGACAAUUAUUAGUUAUUUAUUUUCCUCCACUUCAGAAAGUUUUUCAGACCGAGAGCCUAAGUAUACUGGAUCUGCUGUUUCUUGUGGGUCUCACCUCCUCAGUGUGCAUAGUAGCGGAAAUUAUAAAGAAGGUUGAGAGGAGCAGGGAAAAGAUCCAGAAGCAUGUUAGUUCGACAUCGUCGUCUUUUCUUGAACCAUCUGAACUAGUUUCCCGUGGUGCUUACCGAGUUAGGUCUGGUUCCGGGAGAGGAGUGGACAGCAGCUGAUUGAGAUACAUCCCCAUCUGCAGACAGCACUGCCACUGACAGAAGAUGUGAGCUGUGUCUAAGUCCAGUCUCGUGCCCGGCCGUGUCUGCUCCUUCACUCUCUGGAACUCUUCAUACAACAUCCUAGCACCAACCUCCCGCAGCUCUUCCUUAUCUAGACAAAGAAACAACCCAAGGGCAGUAUUUCCAAAAACACUGUAUAGCUUGUAAUUUUCUCUAUAUAUAGAACUUUGAAUUCCAUAAAGAAAAAAAAAUUAGUUUAAAUAACCAAAGUGCUUUUCUCUUCUGGCUCUUUACUAUUUUAACGUCAAUGUAAAAGCCUUGCUGUAUAAAUUGAAAUAUUUAUACUGAAAUGCCUUUUUUAUGACAACCUAACUAUUCAACCCCAAAUUAUUUAUUUUUUUUCCCUUAAAAUAACAUCUCUUCCACUGGUUUACUACCUGACCUUAAACACCUCUGCAUCUGAACUCUACAAACCCUAAAUCUGUCUCUCUGAAAAAUACAAAUUACUAUUAAACAUCAUUCUCUUCA